Messenger RNA from Seminavis robusta, 948 nucleotides. Lineage: Eukaryota; Bacillariophyta; Bacillariophyceae; Naviculales; Naviculaceae. The record is from the annotation of a GenBank genome assembly.
AUGGCCCGCUUCAGCGUUUCCUCGGCAAUUUUGAUGGCCCUUGCCAUUCCCACGGCCCAAGCCUUCACUUCUUCUGUCCCAUUCACCAAGUCGUCGUUUGUUCCAAGCCACAGUGGGUUUGUUAGUGUCCGAACCAGUGACACGGCGCUCAGUAUGAAUCUCUUUGAUCGAUUCUCACGAGUGGCCAAGUCAAAUCUUAACAACAUCCUGAAGAAUUUGGAGGACCCCGAGAAAAUCAUGGGCCAAGCUCUUGAGGACAUGCAGAGUGACCUCGUUAAAGUCCGUCAAUCUUACGCUGAAGUUACAGCCACACAACGCCGACUUUUGAAGCAAAAGGAGCAAGCGGAUGCCUUGGCGCAAGACUGGUUCAAGAGAGCUCAGUUGGCCUUGGAAAAGGGCAACGAAGACUUGGCUCGAGAGGCGCUUAGCCGCAAGCAACAACAAACAGAAGAGGCUGACAGUCUUCAAAUGCAAAUUGAUGCUCAGGCAGCCAGUAUUGAUAAGCUGUACGAAGGAAUGCAAAUGUUGGAAAAGAAGGUUUUGGAGAGCAAGGCCAAGAAGGAACAAAUGGUGGCUCGUGCACGAACAGCUCAAUCUACACAAAAAGUCAAUGAUAUGUUGGGAGGUUUGACAGGUUCGACUUCGAUGGAUGCUUUUACCCGCAUGGAAGAAAAGGUGGAAGCUCUCGAAGCCUCCGCCGAGGUUAGUGCCGAAAUGGGAGCUGUUGGCGGAAUGGCUCUUCCUGGAUCUUCCGGAUCUUCUCUGGAAAACGAAUUCAAAAAGCUGGAAGCUGCUUCUUCUGUGGAUGAUGAAUUGAGUAAGAUGAAGGGGCUCUUGAAGGGAAGCAGCGAUGACAGCGCCAGCAAACCUAGUAGUAGUAGCGCAAAGUCGUCCAACCCCGAGGUUGAUGAUGAAUUGGCCAAGCUCAAGAAAGAUGCUGGUUUGUAA